UCAAGAGGGCCGUUCCUUAACAAAGGGAAAGAGAUAAAUGUAAAUAAGCUCACAUUUUCAGAAUGAGCAGUUUGCUGUAAGAAGCUUUGCAGCCCAGGCAGCCCAGAGUCUGCUACUUUGGGCUGGGCUAAACUUUCCCUGUAAAAACAAAAAUAUGGAUUAAAAUAUGCACUUCUAAACUGCAAGUUGCCCGUUUACAUGUUUCUUAGCCAAUUGUCUACAGGCAUGAGCACACUUUUUCAUCUAGCGCACUCUUUCUUGGGGAAUAUUGCUCUCUGGAGAAGUGUGAAAAUCAAUUCUCCUUAAUAUUAAGAAUCCAUUGGAGGAAAUUUCUAACUACAGUUCUUCCAGAAAGUUCAUUGAUCACCCAAGUCUUGGAUAAAAUUGGUGCUGGAAUUUGGUUUGAACUAAUGUGGAGGAAAACAUUUCCUACCAGUCCUUAGUCUCAGAGUGCUGAACCCUGCAGCCAGCAGGCAUCUUGAAAAAAAAUCCAUGGGUGACAGAAGAUUCAUUGACUUCCAAUUCCAAGAUUUAAAUUCAAGCCUCAGACCCAGGUUGGGCAAUGCUACUGCCAAUAAUACUUGCAUUAUUGAUGAUUCCUUCAAGUAUAAUCUGAAUGGUGCUGUCUACAGUGUUGUAUUCAUCCUGGGUCUGAUAACCAACAGUGCUUCUCUGUUUGUCUUCUGCUUCCGCAUGAAAAUGAGAAGUGAGACGGCUAUUUUCAUCACCAAUCUGGCCCUCUCUGAUUUGCUCUUUGUCUGCACUCUACCUUUCAAAAUAUUUUACAAUUUCAACCGCCACUGGCCUUUUGGUGAUACCCUCUGCAAGAUCUCUGGGACUGCAUUCCUAACCAACAUCUAUGGGAGCAUGCUCUUCCUUACCUGCAUUAGCGUGGAUCGUUUCCUGGCCAUUGUCUAUCCCUUCCGAUCUCGUACCAUUAGGACCAGGAGGAAUUCUGCCAUUGUGUGUGCUGGAGUCUGGAUCAUAGUCCUCAGUGGUGGUAUUUCGGCCUCUUUAUUCUCCACCACUAAUGUCAACAAUGCAACCACCACCUGCUUUGAGGGCUUCUCCAAACGUGUCUGGAAGACUUAUCUGUCCAAGAUAACCAUAUUUAUUGAAGUUGUUGGUUUUAUUAUUCCUUUGAUAUUGAAUGUCUCUUGCUCUUCUGUGGUGCUAAAAACCCUCCGUAAGCCUGCUACACUGUCUCAAAUUGGGACCAAUAAGAAAAAAGUGCUGAAGAUGAUCACAGUGCAUAUGGCAGUCUUUGUGGUAUGCUUCGUACCCUAUAACUCCGUCCUUUUCCUGUAUGCCCUGGUGCGUUCCCAAGCUAUUACCAAUUGCUUGUUGGAAAGAUUUGCAAAGAUCAUGUACCCAAUCACCUUGUGCCUUGCAACUUUAAACUGUUGCUUUGACCCUUUCAUCUAUUAUUUUACCCUUGAAUCCUUUCAGAAGUCCUUCUACAUCAAUACCCAUAUCAGGAUGGAGUCUCUGUUUAAGACUGAAACACCUCUGACCACAAAACCUUCCCUUCCAGCUAUUCAAGAGGAAGUUAGUAAUCAAACAACACAUAAUGGUGGUGAAUUAAUGCUAGAAUCUACCUUCUAGGUACGAGAACAAUCUUUAGGUCCAGAUAUGGUUUCUUCUAUGGUUUUUUCUAUGCUAUAAAUAAAAGAUUUGAAGCUAAUGAUACUGAGAAUAGAUUAAUGUACUGAAUACAGUCAGAUACAUUGAUUUGAAUGUUUAUUGUACAUAUGCUGUUUUGUUCAAUAAUUAUAGGUCAAGUCUAAUUACAACAACCAAAAGCUAUUAUCAAACUCUUCUGUGUUGGGUUGGGAAUUCCCUGUAGCAGAUUAUGUAAGUGGAUAGUAGCCUUGACUUCAGUGAUAUGGAGAUUGCUUAACAACUUUAAAAAAGGGACAUUUUCAUUACAAUAAUAUUUGGUAAUUAGGUUGGGUCUAUAAAUAUAGAACAAAUUCAGGGAUUAUUUAAAAAACAAACUUUUGUGUUACUACUGAUACAUGCUUGUCUUUUUUUUGAAUCGUCAUUGAGUUUAUUUUAACUUAAUAUUAUUAAUAAAAAUGUUUAAAAUUUAAA
Molecule: messenger RNA, 2094 nt
Organism: Phacochoerus africanus (Common warthog)
Lineage: Eukaryota; Metazoa; Chordata; Mammalia; Artiodactyla; Suidae
Gene: LPAR4
Product: lysophosphatidic acid receptor 4
Exons: 4
Coding region: 493-1605 (370 amino acids)
Biological process (GO): phospholipase C-activating G protein-coupled receptor signaling pathway; positive regulation of Rho protein signal transduction
Cellular component (GO): membrane
Molecular function (GO): lysophosphatidic acid receptor activity
Source: RefSeq, a predicted model, not a curated record